Leptosia nina is the source of this 3792-nucleotide messenger RNA. The record is from the annotation of a GenBank genome assembly. Lineage: Eukaryota; Metazoa; Arthropoda; Insecta; Lepidoptera; Pieridae.
AUGGAUGACUUUGUAGGACCCCCUCAAUGUACAUUGCUACCAUUGAACCAUGGGGGUUGCCCAAUAGCUGGAUCUGAAGUGGAUUCGGACGAAACGCUUAACGAUUUCCUCCGUAAACGUUUGAAUCUUCGUGGAACGAAACUCAUGUGCAAGGUAGGAACGUGUGGGACCUGCAUAGUGGCUGCGACAGCGUCUGACCAUGAUGGAUAUAGAAGGACAUAUUCUGUCAAUUCAUGCUUGUUAACAAUUCUUCAAUGUCAAGAUUUGGAGAUCACAACCAUAGAGGGGAUUGGGGACAGGCAGGGUUACCAUCCUCUGCAGCGGACGUUGGCUGAGUACAAUGGCACACAGUGUGGGUAUUGCUCGCCAGGGUGGGUCAUGAAUAUGUAUAGUUCAUUAGAAAGCAACGACUACAAAAUGACGCAGUGUGAAAUUGAGAAUUCGUUUGGUAGUAACAAUUGUAGAUGCACCGGCUACAGACCCAUAUUGGACGCUUUCAAAUCGUUCGCUAGUGACGCGCCAAAACCCAAAAUAAUCGAUAUCGAAGAUUUAAAGAAAUGCAACAAAAAGUGUGACCCCUGCGACAAAGAUUGGUGUUUCAUCCCAGAUAGAGAUCAUGAGGUGAAAACCAUUCAUUUGAAGGAUGAUAAAGUGUGGUAUAGGGUUUUCGGUGUGAGCGAUAUAUUUGACAUAUGGCGACAUGAACACGAGUCAUAUAUGCUGGUAAAUGGUAACACAGGAAGAGGUAUUCUGCCGAUUCCAGAAUUUCCAAAGGUACUAAUAGAUAUAAGUGCAGUGGAAGUGUUAAAGACACAUUACUUAGAUCAGAAUUUAGUGAUUGGAGCCGGUGUAACACUCACAAGUCUUAUUGACAUCUUCAAGAAAACGUCAGAGCAUUAUGAAGAUUUCUCUUAUUUAGAUAAAGUUUGUGAGCACUUAGAUUUGGUGGCGCAUGUUCCCGUGAGAAACAUUGCUACCAUAGGAGGAAACUUAAUGUUGAAGCACAGAGAUCCGGUAUUCCCAUCAGAUGUAUUUUUAUUGUUAGAAGCUAUUGGUGCUGUUAUAACUAUAGCAAGUAUUGAUGGAACCCUUGUGGCGACACCAGUCGACUUCCUAUUGAUAGAUAUGAGGAAGAAGAUUAUUACCAACAUAAAAAUACCACCGCUAUCUCGGCAUUUUCAUUUUGUCUCUUUCAAGGUCAUGCCACGUUCUCAAAACGCCAUAGCUGAAAUCAAUGGGGCGUUUCUUUAUGAACUAGAUAGUAAUGAAAAAACAGUGAAAUCAGCACGGAUUGUUUACGGCGGCCUCUCAGAUGAUUUCAUUCACGCUUCUAAAACGGAAACAUUUCUUGUGGGAAAGGACUUAUUUCAGAAUGAUACACUACAGGGAGCUUUAAUAAUAUUAGAGAAAGAAAUUGUCGCAGAAGAAAUAAAAGCAAUGUAUUCACCGGAAUACAGAAAGAAGGCUGCAUUGGGUAUAUUUUAUAAGGGUCUCUUAAGCUUAACACCAUCAAAACAGUUGAACGAACGCUAUGCAUCCGGCGCAAGAGACUUGCGAAAAACUCGUCCGCUCUCCAAGGGUACUGAAGUCUACGAUACAAAUCCUAUAUUAUGGCCUUUAAAUGAACCAAUGCCGAAGCUAGAAGCAUUGAUACAGUGUUCUGGAGAAGCCAAGUAUGUAGAUGAUCUUCAAACGCAACCGAAGGAGGUGUACUGCGCGUUUGUGACUGCAAAAAUAUUUAGUGGGGAGUUUGAGAAUGUCGAUCCGUCACCCGCUCUUAUAUUACCAGGAGUCAUAGCGUUCUACUCAGCGAAAGAUAUACCAGGAACGAAUUCGUUUAUAAGUGAAACGGUGACUAGCUAUCAAAGGGAAAUUCUACUGUCUGACGGUAAAAUAACAUUCUACGACCAGCCUAUCGGUAUUAUAGUAGCGGAAACAGAGGCACUUGCAGCUAGAGCCGCUGAACUGGUAAAAGUUACCUACACGAAGGCACAAAGAAAGCCCUUAUUGGACAUACGUGAUGUAAUGACUGAAGAUCCAAGUCGAAUAACCCUUUUCCUUGCUUUACCAGCAAGAGAACCACCUGGAGCUGAUAUAGAUAAAGUUAUAAAGGGGACCGAGGAUAUCUUCUGGCAGUAUCAUUAUACGAUGGAAACACAAAGCUGUGUUACGAGGCCGAAUGAAGAUGGUAUCGAUGUGUUUCCGUCCUCUCAAUUUCUGGAUAUGUCACAUUUGGUUGUAGCGAAUGUUUUGAAUAUUGAACAAAGCAGGGUAAACGUGGUUAUCCCCCGCUGUGGUGGAGCCUACGGAAGUAAAAUAAGCAGAAGUGGGUUAAUAGCUACAGCAUGUUCGUUAGUUACAUACCUUCUGAACAGACCCUGUAGAUUCAUCAUGGACUUUCAAGCAAAUAUGCGCAUAAUAGGAAAGCGUACGCCCUCACAUUUUGAAUAUGAGGUUGCCGUUAGUAGUGAUGGAGAAAUUCAAUAUUUGAAUUACAAUAUAUACGAUGAUUUAGGCUACAAGCAGGGCGAUUUCAUAGGAUUCCUACUUGUCUCGGCAAUGAGAAAUUGCUAUAAUAACAGGAGGUGGAAUUGUAAUAUCUACUAUGCAUUCACUGAUACAACGCCUAAUACUUAUGCUAGAAGUCCUGGAAGUCUCGAAGCCAUAGCCAUGACGGAGCAUGUAUUUGAAAGGAUAUCUUAUGAACUAGAUAUGGACCCCAUAGAAGUAAGAAGUAAGAAUUUAAAGAAAGAGGAAAAAGAAAUAUACCAGGUCCUAGAAACAUUAAUCAAAGACAGUGAAUAUUAUAAGAGGAAAGAAGAAGUAGAAAAAUUCAAUAAGAAGAACCGUUGGAUAAAGCGCGGCUUCCGUAUAGCAACUAUGAGCUGGCCUGGUCCACCCAUGGUAGACUUUCAUAUAAGUCUAUCUGUAUACCACGGCGACGGCUCUGUUAUAGUGAAGCAUGGUGGAAUCGAAUUGGGACAAGGCAUCAAUACAAAAGUAACCCAAGCCAUUGCGUUCGUAUUUAAAAUUCCUAUAAGCAAAAUUAAAUGUAGACCAUGUGAGAGCAGUUCUAUACCCAAUAACUUCACCACAGCUGCCAGUCGUACGACGCAAUCCGUUGGUUUCGGAGCUAUAAAAUGCUGCCAAAUUAUAUUAGACCGAUUAUCAGCGGUGAGGGUAGAUGGAGUUGAAGAUCCUACUUGGGAGCAAUUGAUACAGGCUGCAUACCAGCAGGGAGUAAAUUUACAAGCUAGUUACCAUGUCACAACUGCGGACCAGGAAGCCCAUAGAUCUGUCGGUGCGGCGGCAGCUGAAGUGGAAUUAGACAUAUUAACGGGGGAGUCACAAAUUCUUAGAGUGGAUAUCGUUGAAGAUGUCGGAACCAGUUUGAAUCCGGAAAUUGAUGUUGGACAGAUAGAGGGCGCUUUCGUUAUGGGUCUGGGGUAUUGGACAUCAGAAGAAAUCAAGUUUAAUAAAGAUACUGGAGAAAUACAAAACGAUCUAGCAACUUCCUACCACAUACCAUUGGCAAAGGACAUACCUAUAGAUUUCAGGAUAAAACUGUUGAGGAAUCACAACGAAAUAGGAACUUUGGGAUCACGAUGUGUUGCCGAACCAGCCAUUUGUCUCUCCGUUUGUGUCGCGUUUGCCUUAAAAGCGGCAAUUUUAUCUUCAAGGGAAGAGUCUGGUUUUCCUCGCAAUCAGUGGUUUAAAAAUGAUGGUCCCUACACAUUGGAAGCAAAUGUGAUGCACUCAGAGGCGAAAGUGGAGGAGUUCUUAUACAAAUGA